GGGUCUGGGAGUAUCAGGGCUGAGGGGGAGAAGCGCUGUGCAAAUGUCAAGACAUGUCCCGAGGCUGAGCUGUAGGGAGGAGGCCGUGAGGCCCUUGUUUUACGGGCCCUGAGAGGCGGCGGCUCCUCCUGCGACCGCGGGGGGCAGCACCAGCGGCGGGUGGGGCCUGCAGCAGAGCCCGGCUCCCAAGGUGGAAGGGCCGCGCUCUCGCUGGGGCCUCUGCCGCCUCCACGGUGGCAGGCGCCCGGUGCGGCCAGUGCUUGGCGGCGGCCCUGCCAUGGCUGGCAGCGGCUCCUGCUGCCGCUGCCAGAGCUGACAUGGCCCGGGUGAGCGGCGCGCCGGCGGCGGAGGAGGCCCCGGAGAGUUACCCGCUCCGCCAGGAGAACGAGCUGCAGGUGCUGGAGUCCAUCUACGGACAGGACUUCCGAGACCUGCGGCAGGAGCGGCCCUGGAAGGUAAAACAGCCUCCGGAAAUCAGUUUAGUUCUGCGUCCUCAGGGUUUGACAGGUGACAAUGAAGUUUAUGCCAAAGUUGAUUUGUGGGUCAAAUGUCCCCAAACCUAUCCUGAUACUGUCCCUGAAAUACAGCUGAAAAAUGCGAAAGGUUUGUCAAAUGAAAACAUUGAUUUGUUAAAAUCCAAACUAGAGGAAUUGGCAAAACAACGCUGCGGAGAGGUGAUGAUAUUUGAACUUGCGGACCACAUACAGUCAUUUCUCAGUGAAUAUAAUAAGCCACCUUCUAAGUCUUUUCAUGAAGAAAUGCUAAAAAAUCAGCAAAAGGAACAAGAGAGACUGGCCCAGGAAGAGCAGCGUCGGAUGCAAGAAGCUAAGAGAAGAGAGGAACAGGAGCAACGUGAAAUUCUUGAUGAGAUUCAGAGAAGGGAGGAGGAGAAGAGAGAAGGAAGAAAAAAGAAAGAAAUGGCAAAACAGGAACGUUUGGAAAUUGCCACUUUUACAAGCCAAGAAAAUUCUUUCAAAAGAGACACUGUAGGGAACAAAUCUCCUUCCGGUUUAAAUGGAGGUGCACUGGAACAUGGAGGGAACAAUAAGCAUCGCACACAUUCCACUGGGCGUUCAAAGCGAGAACGUCAGCAUUCUGCAUGCAGUAGUGAAGAUUCUCCUGGAAAUUAUGAAAUUUUGAACUUCAGUACUGGUGGUGCUGGUCAGCUUACUGUUCACAAAGGAAAAUGUAUAGACAAGGAUGAACAACUUGGAAAAUCAGUCUACAAUGCCUUGGAAAUAUAUACUGGCAACUUUGUCUUAGUAUAUGAAUGGGUUCUUCAAUGGCAGAAAAAAAUGGGAAGAUUUCUUACAACUCAAGAAAAGGAAAAAGUUGAUAAAUGCAAAAAACAGAUUCAGGGUGCAGAAACAGAGUUCAGCUCACUGAUGAAGCUAAAUCACCCAAACAUAGUACGUUACAUGUCCAUGAUCCUUAAAGAGCAUGAUGAUUCAAUUGUGGUAGAUAUUUUAGUGGAGCAUAUUAAUGGAUCUAGCCUUUCUACACACCUGAGCAAAGAGGUCCCGAUUCCUAUUGAUCAGCUGCGCCACUAUGCAACCCAACUUUUGUCUGCUCUUGACUACUUGCACAGUAAUUCAGUGGUGCACAAAGUCCUGUGUGCUUCCAGUAUCCUGGUAGAUACCGAAGGAAAUGUCAAAGUGACGGACUACAGCAUUUCAAAGCGCCUAGCUGAUAUCUGUAAGGAGGAUGUUUUUGAGCAAACCAAAGUUCGAUUUAGUGAUGAUGCUCUGCCUAACAAGCCUGGAAAAAAAGGAGAUGUAUGGCGGCUGGGCCUGCUACUGCUUUCUCUCAGCCAGGGACAAGUAACCAGGGAAUAUCCGGUCACUAUUCCUAAUGACUUACCUGCUGACUUUGAAGAUUUUCUGAAAAAAUGUGUUUGCUUGGAAGAUAAGGAAAGAUGGAGUCCUCAGCAGUUGUUACAACACAGUUUUAUAAAUCCUCCACAAAUGAAAAUACCAGUUGGGGAAGAAAAUCCAGAUGAUUCAGCAGGAAUAGAUUACAUUGAGACUGUUAUCGCCAGCAGUCACAUACCUAGUGCUGCAUUCUUCACAGAAACGCAGAAGCAAUUUUCACGUUACUACACUGAGUUUGAAGAGCUACAGCUCCUUGGCAAAGGGGCUUUUGGAGCAGUCAUCAAGGUACAAAACAAACUUGAUGGCUGCUACUAUGCUGUGAAACGUAUUCACAUAAAUCCUGCCAGCAAGCAGUUCCGGAGAAUUAAAGGCGAAGUAACGUUACUUUCUCGUCUGAAUCAUGAGAAUAUUGUGAGGUAUUACAAUGCUUGGAUAGAAAAACAUGAAAACCCCCCUCCCAGUAGCUCAACAUCAGAAACUACAGAAGGGAAAAAAGCAUCCGCCAAGUUAGAUCUGAAUGGGAAGAAUGAAGAAGAAUCAACAGAUGAUGUGGAAGCCAAUGCCCCUCCUCCUGUUUUGACAAGUUCAGUUGAGUGGAGCACCUCUUGUGAGAGAUCUUCUAGCACCAAAUUUAGUGGAGCUGAUCAGGAGUCCAGUGAUGAAGAUGAUGAUGGUGGAGGAGUGUUUUCACAGUCAUUCUUACCAGCUGCAGAUUCUGAAAGCGAUAUAAUUUUUGAUAAUGAGGAUGAAAACAGUAAAAGUCCUACUCUGGAUGAAGAAUGCCAUCAAAAGAAUAGUCACAGUAAAGAAGACUCCACUUCAGUGGUUCAGACAGUACACUGUCUGUUCAUUCAGAUGGAGUAUUGCGAAAAGAGCACAUUACGGGACACUAUUGACCAGGGAUUGUAUGAAGAUACUAGUCGGCUUUGGAGACUUUUCCGAGAAAUUUUGGAUGGAUUAGCUUACAUCCAUGAGAAGGGAAUGAUUCACAGAGAUUUGAAGCCUGUGAACAUUUUUUUAGAUUUUGAUGAUCAUGUGAAAAUUGGUGAUUUUGGUUUAGCUACAGAUCACCCAGCAUAUGCAGCGGACACCAAACAAGGAGAAGAUCAUUCAGGAAGCCAUCUGGCCAAAUCUGAUCCUUCAGAUAAUUUGACAGGGAUGGUUGGCACUGCACUAUAUGUGAGCCCUGAAGUCCAAGGAAAUACUAAAUCUUCAUAUAAUCAGAAAGUUGACCUUUUCAGUCUGGGUAUAAUAUUCUUUGAGAUGUCUUACCGUCCCAUGAGUACUGCAUCAGAAAGGAUCUUUGUUCUCAGCCAACUAAGACAAUCUACUAUUGAAUUUCCAAAAGACUUUGAUGAAGUGAAACAUAAAAAGCAGAGAUCGGUUAUUACUUGGUUGUUGAACCAUAAUCCUGCAGAACGACCAACUGCUGUGGAGCUGUUAAAAAGUGAACGCCUCCCGCCACCUCAGAUGGAGGAAUCAGAACUUCAUGAAGUGCUUCAUCAUACCUUAGCAAAUGUAGAUGGGAAAGCUUACCGGACUAUGAUGGGCCAAAUAUUUUCACAACGCAUCUCUCCAGCAAUGGAUUACACCUAUGACAGCGACAUGCUGAAGGGUAGUUUUUCCAUUCGAGCAGCCAAGAUACAACAGCAUGUAUGUGAGACUGUCAGCCGGAUUUUUAGAAGACAUGGAGCUAUCAAGCUGCAUACCCCACUGCUAAUGCCUAGAAAUAGGAAACUGUAUGACCAUAAUGAAGCUUCAUAUUUCAUGGAUCACAGUGGGAUGCUGUUGAUGCUUCCUUAUGAUCUCAGGAUUCCUUUUGCAAGAUUUGUAGCUAGAAAUAAUAUAUCAAACUUGAAAAGAUAUUGUAUCGAGCGUGUAUACAGACCUCGGAAGUUAGACCGCUGUCACCCCAAAGAACUCCUAGAAUGUGCAUUUGACAUCAUCACUUCCAGUGGAAACAGCUUUUUACCUAUUGCAGAAACAAUCUACGCUAUUUCUGAAAUCAUCCAAGAAUUUCCAGUACUACAGGAAAGAAACUAUAGUAUUUACUUGAACCACACUGCUUUAUUGAAAGCUAUACUCUUGCACUGUGGGAUACCAGAAGAGAAACUCAAUCAAGUCUACAUCAUUCUGUAUGAUGCAAUGACCGAAAAGUCAACAAAAAGAGAAGUGGAAGCCAAAUUUUGUAAUCUUUCUCUGUCAUCAAACAGCCUUUGUCAACUGUACAGAUUUAUUGAGCAGAAGGGAGAGUUGAACGAUUUAAGCCCAUUGAUAAACACAAUGAUAAAACAAAAAACUGGUGUCACCCAGCUGGUAAAACACGGCAUGAAAGAUCUGGAGGAAGUCAUGGGUCUCUUAAAGAAGCUUGGUAUAAAACUUCAGGUGUCUAUAAAUUUAGGACUCGUUUACAAAGUGCAACAGCAUAAUGGAGUCAUCUUUCAGUUUAUAGCAUACAUCAAACGCAGACAAAGAACUGUGCCUGAAAUUCUUGCAGCUGGAGGCAGAUAUGAUCAUCUGAUUCCACAGUUCAGAGGGCCGCAAACAAUAGGACCUCUUCCUUCUGCUGUUGGAGUCAGUAUAGCUAUAGAUAAAAUAACUGCUGCAGUUUCCAGUAUGGAGGACUCUGUUACUAUGGGCGCUUGUGAUCUGUUGGUUGUGAGUGUUGGGCAGAUGUCAAUGACGAGAGCCAUCAAUAUCAUUCAAAAACUCUGGACUGCGGGAAUUCCAGCUGAUAUCAUGUAUGACUGGUCCCAGUCCCAAGAAGAACUGCAAGAGUAUUGCAAAUGUUCUGGGAUCACAUAUGUGACUCUUGUCUCUGAGAAAGAAGGAAAUCAUGUAAAGGUCAGGGUUGAUGUGCAAAGGCGUUACUGUGAGGAAGCUUGAAUUGCCACUGUCUGUAUUGUAUCUCUUCUGUCCAUAAACAGAGGUUUUUGGUGCCCAAAGCUGUCACUGAUUCUGGACCAUUAUCUCUGCUACUUCUUUUAAUAAUUUUCAUAAAAAAACAGUGAUCUGUUAAAGUCAUUUGCCCCUAUAUGGCAUGGUUGUAUAACAUAGCUAUAAUGUAUAACAGUAAGAUACCUUUCACUUACUUCAAUUAUCAAUCUUCCUCUUACACUAACUGUAAGAACAAGCUGAUCUUGACAAUUAUUUGAUCAUAGAGUGAUGUAUCUAGGCAUUAAAGAUGCAAUGAAAAAAACGUAUUUAAUCUUUUAAAACCUAGUGAUGAUAUUUUAUUACGGUAGAGCAGAAAUACAAAGAGCAUGUCAAUAUAUUAAAUGGCAUAGCGAUGCUCUAGUUUAAUUAGUCUUUUCGUAAUUAAUAAAACAAAGACUGAGCAAAUAUGUGUAGGUUCAAAUGCUGGAGAGUUACCUCUCUGCAAAUUCAGUGAAAGGCAACCACAUUCCAAAUUAAUCCUUUAAUUUAAAACAGAGAGAGAGAACCCUGUGUUUAACGCAGUAUUUCCCCCCGGACACCAGCCAAAGGUCAUUAUCCUAUAUUAACAAGUGCAAGCAGCAAAGCCUAAGCAGUGAAAAUGCAAAAGAAAUUAUUGUUAGUUAUUUGGUUGCAGAAAUCUAAUCAACCAAGUCAGAGGGUUUAAUUGGCCAGUGAUCAGAUGAACUGAUAGUCUCAGUCUUAUUCCAUCUGAUAAUUGCAUCUUUAAUAGGUAAUGAGCCUAGUCAAACUUACUUUUCUUUGUUUCCACAGUAUAUUUAUGUAGAUUACCAGAUUUAGCAAUCUCAUUAAACUCAUUAAAAUGUUAAAUUACAAUU
Messenger RNA from Trachemys scripta elegans, 5644 nucleotides. It is a transcript of the gene EIF2AK4, whose product is annotated as eukaryotic translation initiation factor 2 alpha kinase 4. Bases 318 to 4757 code for a protein of 1479 amino acids. Gene Ontology annotation, biological process: regulation of translational initiation by eIF2 alpha phosphorylation; DNA damage checkpoint signaling. The record is from RefSeq and is a predicted model, not a curated record. Lineage: Eukaryota; Metazoa; Chordata; Testudines; Emydidae. The transcript has 33 exons. Gene Ontology annotation, molecular function: ATP binding; eukaryotic translation initiation factor 2alpha kinase activity; protein binding. Gene Ontology annotation, cellular component: cytosol.